GUACCAUAAAUUCCUGCUAAAUUACAGGAAUUACAGCCAUGGGUGCUCAUUUUCGUGGAGAAAGCCACGGCUGUCAGUGUAUGUGUAAAUAAAAAAAAGGCCUCUGUUAUAUGCAGCGAUCAAAGGAAGGUUUGUAUGUCUGACUCUCUACUUUUUCUAUUUUUCCUCGCCUUGCCGGGCUACUGGGAGCCGCUGUCCUCGGCCGCCAGCCCCGCGCCAGCCCUGCCCGCUCUCGGCCGCUUUUCCUGGAAAGCGGGGCAGGAGAGGGGGCGGGCAGCGCCGGAUCCCGCGGAAGCCUCGCUUUCCCCGAGCCCCUUUCCUUUGGCUCUGCUCUGGGUCUUUCCCGGCCAGGCGGGGAGGAGAACGCCCGCCCCCCGCGGGGCCGCCAGGGGAACAUCUGGGCGGCCGCGCCGCAAACAUCUGGAGCGGCCGCGGCGCAUCCCCGGGGGCCGCAGCUGCAGGGUCCUGCCCCCGGCGCUGCCCGGGCCGGCAGCGAGACCCCCCGGAGGAGGGGGAAGGAAGGAAGGAAGGAAGGAAGGCGGAGAAGGGGCUGCGAGGGAGGGCGCGGCACAGGUAUUGCCUAGCAGAAAACCAUGGGAAAUUUCAAAGGGCAUGCCCUCCCUGGAAGCUUUUUCCUUCUUUUUGGCUUGUGGUGGUCAGUGAAGUAUCCACUGAAGUAUGCCUGUCGAAAAAACAAGAACGCUUGCUACCUUGGCUCCAGGGCAGGAUUCCAGCGCCUGGAGUUUGUUGAGGGCAUCAUCAAAGCUGUCUUUGCCCUCAUUGGGAUGGUGGCUGAGCAGUUUGUUCCUGAUGGACCUCAUCUGAAGCUGUACAACUACGAGAAGAAGCACUGGGAUCACCUGAUGAACUGGCAGCAUGCCACCAUGUAUCUCUUCUAUGGCAUUUCAGGGCUGGUGGACAUCGUGGCUCACGGGACCAACGCGCUGCCAGCGGCCAUGGACAGGAUGAUGCUCUCCUUAGCAGUCUUCAUUGAAGGUUUUCUCUUCUGCUACCAUCUUCAUGGGAGGGCCAUGCUGGAUGUUCAUGUUCAUCAGUUACUGCUAUUUGCUAUCUUUGGAGCUGCUGCCUGCAUAUUUUUGGAAGUUUUUUUCCGGGGCAGUAUUGUGCUAGAGAUGCUCCGUACAAGCCUCUGCAUAUUACAGGGCAGCUGGUUCUGGCAGAUUGGCUUUGUGCUUUAUCCUCCAAAUGGAAGCCCAGAGUGGAAUCAGACAGAUCACACUAACAUGAUGUUCCUGACCAUGUGCUAUUGCUGGCAUUAUGCUUUUGCUUUUCUUAUACUUGCAGUGAAUUACACAAUUGUCAGCUGGGCGGUUCGUUCGAAGGUUAAGCAGUCCCAGUCCAUGGAAAUGGGUUUACUGAAAACAUCUGAACGAGAUCAUGAGUCAGAAGAAGAAAUUUAGCAUGUCUUGACCAGUUUGCCCACUCCAACUAUUAGGCUAAUUGAUACCUCAUUUCUACAUUUUUUUGCCAUCUUAUUCAUUUUUUGACUAUGACUUGCUUUGCAAAUAUCAAUCCCCUAUGAUGUCUACAUCUACA
Onychostruthus taczanowskii (white-rumped snowfinch) is the source of this 1557-nucleotide messenger RNA. It is a transcript of the gene TMEM45A, whose product is annotated as transmembrane protein 45A. The transcript is spliced from 6 exons. The record is from RefSeq and is a predicted model, not a curated record. Lineage: Eukaryota; Metazoa; Chordata; Aves; Passeriformes; Passeridae. The coding region runs from base 594 to 1421 and encodes 275 amino acids.